CGGGGAGCGGGUGGCGCGGCCCAGCCCCGAAGUUCGGUUUCUGAAAAGUGCCUUUUCUGAAAACUCUGCUGCUUGGAUUCCACUCUAGAGCUGUCUCUUUAUAAGCCCCCCCUUUUCCCCCCAACCUUGACCCUGGUGUGCUUGUAGUUCACUUUUAGCAACUUGUCCAUUCUUUUUUUUCUUUGAUUCUCAGUUUUCAAAGUCAUUUUCCCUCCUGAUUUUUCAGCAAAAAAAUAAAAAAAAAUUCAGAUAUAACAUCCUUACCAAUCUUAACCUUUAAACGUGAGACAUAGGGAGAAAAACCUUUCUCCUCUUGAUCUGAGACCAUUGCACAAAUUGAAGGGCAGCCAGCGGCAUAUGCUUUUUGCAAGAAUAAUUGAAAACAUCAACUGGAGAGCCCAGAAUCCUUUUGAAAGUCUGCCAGUUAUUUGAAGUAAUUUCAGCAGCGGAACAAAAUAAAACACUCAAUAUCUUAACCUUUACAGUUGCCUUCUUAGGACUUGGUCUCUAAUUUGAUUUUUAGUCGUUCUGAUAUAAUUUUUAUUUUUUGAUUGGCUUCUUGUUUGACUAGACGGAAUUUAACUUUAAUGAAAACCUAAGUGCUAACAAAGAAACAUUUCACCAAGGCAACCUAUUAUCUCUUCACAUUUAGCUUGAAUUCAGUUUUAAUCUUUUAAAAACAGCAGUAAUAUUGUCCUAAAGAGGGUGCACUUGAUUUUCAUUUUACUUUCAAUAUGACGGCUGUCAAUGUUACCCUGGUUCGUGAUACCAAGUGGCUGACGUUAGAAGUCUGUAGAGAAUAUCAGAGAGGAACGUGCUCUCGAGCAGAUGCAGAUUGCAAGUUUGCCCAUCCGCCAAGAGUGUGCCAUGUGGAAAAUGGUCGUGUGGUGGCUUGUUUUGAUUCUUUAAAGGGUCGGUGUGCUAGAGAGAACUGCAAGUACCUUCACCCUCCUCCACACUUAAAAACGCAGCUGGAAAUUAAUGGACGUAACAAUCUGAUUCAACAAAAGACUGCCGCAGCCAUGUUCGCCCAGCAGAUGCAGUUUAUGCUCCAAAACGCUCAAAUGCCGUCACUUCCUUCUUUUCCGGUGAAUGCACCACUCGCAGCUAACCCUGCCAUGACUUUCAACCCUUACUUACCUCAUCCUGGAAUGGGCCUGGUUCCUGCCGAACUUUUACCAAAUGCACCGGUUCUGAUUCCGGGAAACCCGCCUCUCCCGGUGCCCGGAGCUGCUGGUCCAAAACUGAUGCGUUCAGAUAAACUGGAGGUUUGCCGAGAAUUUCAGCGUGGAAAUUGUACCCGCGGGGAAAAUGACUGCCGCUAUGCUCAUCCCACUGAUAUGUCCAUGAUCGAAGCGAGUGAUAAUACUGUGACCAUCUGCAUGGAUUAUAUCAAAGGUCGAUGCUCCCGGGAGAAAUGCAAGUACUUUCAUCCUCCUGCACACUUGCAAGCCAAACUCAAGGCAGCGCAUCACCAGAUGAACCACUCGGCCGCCACGGCGAUGGCCCUUCAGCCUGGCACACUUCAACUGAUACCAAAGAGAUCAGCAAUUGAAAAGACCAAUGGUGCCACCCCGGUCUUUAAUCCCGGUGUUUUUCACUGCCAACAGGCUCUGGCUAACCUGCAGCUCCCGCAGCCGGCGUUCAUCCCUGCAGGGCCAAUACUGUGCAUGGCACCCACUCCAAGUAUUGUGCCCAUGAUGCACGGUGCUACACCUACCACUGUGUCCGCAGCGACAACACCUGCCACCAGCGUUCCGUUCGCUGCAACGGCUACAGGCAAUCAGUUGAAAUUCUGAACAACAGAGGUAUGGAGUAUCAGAAUCUCUCCGUGAGAACCUCCAUUCGGCCUUUCUAUAUAUAUUCUCAUUCUCGUUUGUCCUCUUCUACCAACACGAUCAUAAGUGUGGUGCAUUCAAUCUAUUAAACAAAACAAACAUAACAACCAACUAAUUAAAAUAAAAAUAAAGCAUUACACAAUCAAUGAAGCUGUUAAAACGUAAAUAGAAAACUAAUAACUACCAUCUGUCUUAUUUGAAUUAUUAGAUAGAACAUGAUCAUAAGAAUUUGUGAUUUGUUACAUUAUUCUUUGUGAUUUUCCAGUAACCAUUAUGCUGAGUAGAUAUCCACAGUGAACUGUUGGUUUACUGGGCAUUCUUGGUGGAUAAAUGUUCGUCUUUUUUGAAGUGUUACCUUACUGUUUUGUUUACACAGUAAUCUAUUGGGUUGAUUUAGAAUGUAACAAAUAUAUCUAAUACCAUUU
This is a messenger RNA of Talpa occidentalis (Iberian mole), 2263 nucleotides long. RefSeq names its product muscleblind like splicing regulator 3 (gene MBNL3). The transcript has 9 exons. Gene Ontology annotation, molecular function: metal ion binding. Bases 735 to 1799 code for a protein of 354 amino acids. The record is from RefSeq and is a predicted model, not a curated record. Lineage: Eukaryota; Metazoa; Chordata; Mammalia; Eulipotyphla; Talpidae.